AUGGUGGUUAUUGGGCUUAUUGAGCGGGCGGUUGUUGAGCCAGAUUCGGGUGUCAAUAAGGCCAGGGGUAUUGGGGUGAAAGACAUGGCCAGUGGAUUUGGGAGCUCGCCGGAGCUCAUAUCCGUCUAUAAGCAGUGGAUGCCUCCUGAAUCACGAUCCGAGCCGAAUGGGAAGAUUGAUGGAAGUUGUGAAGUUGGUGAAGUAUAG
Molecule: messenger RNA, 207 nt
Organism: Penicillium vulpinum
Lineage: Eukaryota; Fungi; Ascomycota; Eurotiomycetes; Eurotiales; Aspergillaceae
Exons: 2
Coding region: 1-207 (68 amino acids)
Source: RefSeq, a predicted model, not a curated record